Molecule: messenger RNA, 1288 nt
Organism: Arabidopsis lyrata subsp. lyrata
Lineage: Eukaryota; Viridiplantae; Streptophyta; Magnoliopsida; Brassicales; Brassicaceae
Product: E3 ubiquitin-protein ligase SINA-like 7
Exons: 2
Coding region: 94-954 (286 amino acids)
Molecular function (GO): zinc ion binding
Source: RefSeq, a predicted model, not a curated record
UUUCUCUUUAUUGCUCUGCACUAAAUUCUCUAUUUUCCUCUCUCAAUUUCUGAUCAGAGUAAAAUCAAAUUAGGGUUUAGCCAUCUCUCCGAUAUGGUUGGAGCCGCGAUUUCGGAAUCUUCCGGCGAAGGAAUUGGAUCUAACAGCAUUCUCUCGCAAAAGAGACAACUUUCUUCCAGUGAUGGAGCCAAGAGAGACGCUAAAAAACGCUCGAUUAUGCUAAUGGAACUGGAGAUUCUCGAUUGUCCUAUUUGCUACGAAGCUUUCACAAUUCCUAUCUUCCAGUGUGAUAAUGGACAUCUGGCUUGUUCUUCUUGCUGUCCCAAACUGAAUAAUAAAUGCCCUGCUUGUGCUUCGCCUGUUGGCCACAAUCGCUGCAGAGCAAUGGAGAGUGUUCUUGAAUCGAUCUUGGUCCCAUGUCCAAACGCUAAGUUAGGUUGCACAAAGAAGUUCUCUUAUGGGAAAGAAUCAACUCAUGAAAAGGAAUGCAUCUUCUCUCAAUGCUCCUGCCCUGCAUUGGAUUGCAAUUAUACUUGCUCAUACAAGGAUCUCUACCGUCACUAUCAUACUACCCACUUGGAGGUAUAUCAUCUUAAUAAGUUCUGUUGUGGCAGUUUCUUUAGUAUCCGGAUAAACAUCAGCGAGAAGAUGUUAAUUAGACUGGAGUACACAAAGGCUCUUUUGUUUGCGGUGCAGUGUUUCCAGGAACCGUACGGUGUGUAUGUAACUGUAAGCUGUAUUGCACCAUCUGCUCCAGAAGUAGGAAAUUUCUCAUAUGAUCUCUCCUACACUGUGGAUGGACAAACUAUGACUUACAAAUCGCCAAAGAUGAAGAUGAUUCUUGAAGUGAGUUUUCAAACUCCUCAAGAGAAUUUCAUGUUGAUCCCUAACAAUUUAUUGCGUGGUGACAUGUUGGACAUGAAGCUUUUAAUCAAGGAGUUGAAGCAAGAGUAAGAAGGUUGUGCUUGUGGUAUUCUUAACCCGCCCGCCCAUGCUUGAUGAGGGUUGUAGCUCGAUUACAGAUGUUAAUUGUAACUCGUUUGAUUUUGCAUUUACUGUAAUGUUAGUGUUGCAUUUCUGACCUCUUCACACUCUUUGAGGUCUGCUCCCUCAUUCUCUCAUGUAUCUCUGUUUUAACAGAAACACAAGGAGAACCUUACUCUCUCUAACUCCUUAUUCUUUGUUUUGUUUCUUGUUCUAACAAAGGCAUAAGCGUUUAGUAAGAGAGUAGAGAGAAAACAUUAAUUGUAUACAUUUUGUUUAUUGGAUCAAGAGAUAAUCUUUCUUA